AUUGAUUUUAGUUCUGUAAAUUGUGGUUGUGUGCGCUAGUGUUUACAAAAAGCUUGAAUUUUAUUGGGUAAUCUCAGCGGAACGAAUAGCUCCGAAGUUGUUUUCGGCUAAUUUCGCAUUGACGCCGUGUUGCACAUAGCGCGUAGGUAUAUUAUUGUGUGGCUAGCAGGCUUGCCUUUUCUGAUUCUCAAGAAAGAAACUACUCGUUCAAGUAGAAAAAAUGUCAGAUUCCGAGACAGAAAUUAGCGAAGAAGUACUUCACAAGGAAAUUACAGAAAUUUUAAAACAUGCAAGCCUUGAGAAUACCUCCACCAAGAAGGUUAUACAGAAACUGGAGAAAAAGUUGGGAGCGGACCUCUCAAGCAAGAAGAAAAUGAUUGACCAGAUCGUAAUGGAUAUUGUGAACAACAUGGAAUCGGAAGACGAGGAAAUGGAUGAGUCCAGUGAUGAAGAACCAAAGAAGAAACCUCCUCCGAAGAAGGUGAAGAAAGAAGAAGAAGAUGAUGAUGACGAGGAACGGGAUGACAGCAAUGACAGUGAUUGGGGGUCUGGCGGCAAAAAGAAGAAGGCAGAAGAAAAGAAAAAGAAGGCUGCUCCCAAAUCUAAGAAGGAUAAGACAAAGAAGGGUGGUGGUGUGAAGAAAGCUCGCAAGGGUAGCGGAUACACGAGGGCUUGCAAGCUGUCUCCUGCGUUAGCAGAACUCAUGGGAGAGAGCGAGCUCCCGCGCCACGAGGUUGUCAAGCGGGUGUGGGCCAUUAUCAAAGAAAAACAGCUCUUCGACCCCAAUAACAGACAAUACGCCAUCUGCGACAAGGCCCUAUUCAAAGUCAUUGGAGAAGAAACGUUCCACACGUUCAGCAUGAUGAAAUAUUUGAAGAACCAUUUCCUGGACUAAUUAUUAUUAUUAUGUAAGUAUAACUUUAUUUCGUAAGUUGGUCAUGUUUUCGUAUUGUUUGGACGCUGUUUUGUUUGUGUUAGGGUCAGUUUAUACUAGAGCAGAGUCGAAGCGCAUCAAAGCGUAUUUCCAAAACUGAAAGUAACAAAUUCAACCUUAACUCCACAGCGUAACGCACACGUUACUUCUGAGAAUUUAGAAAGGCGCGCGCUUUCUUCGCAAUUCGCGGGUCUGCGCGUGAACAACGCCAAUUGGUGUGCACGUCAUGUGUGCAUUCUCGCGCCCACUAGCGAACCUACGCGUCAUCAGAGGGACGGAGCAUCGCGCAAGACGGACGGAGCUAUACAACCUACGUAGCUCCGUCCCUCUUGCACUGAUCAGUGAUCGACCAUUCUGACACAAUUGUAAUAGCAGACUAAGGCCCCUGUUGGAAAUUGGUCUGCAUCGGUGUUGAUCACAAUGGACUAUCGCGCGUAUUCGAGCGAAUGCGCGCGUAUUUGCUGGAAUUCGCUUUGGUUGUAAAGAAUUUGACGCUUCGAUGCGCUUCGACUUUGGGCUAGUAUAAAUUGACCCUUACGGUUAGUUUCAAUAACCAGUCCGUUGGUGGAUGAUUAGUAAGUAACUUAUGUCGAAAAAUCCACCUUUAGCUGGAUUAUUGAGACUGGUCUUUAGUGACACUCGCGUCAUGUUUUAGGGCAUGUCUUCCGAUGAGCUGAGCUUUAUAACUAUUUAAGAUGAGAAGGAAUCGUAUUUUCAGUCAAUUUUCAAAGAGAUGUAGGUUUACAAACAACCAGAGGCCUUAGUCUGCUAUUACAAUUGUCAGAAUGGUCGAUCAUUGAGCAAUGCGAGAGGGACGGAGCUAUACAACCUACAUAGCUUCGUCCCUCUUGCACUGGUCACCAUUCUGACACAAUUAUAAUAGCAGACUAGGGCCCCAGUAUUGCAGUGUAAAGCUCAUCAAGACAUCUUGUUUUUUUUUUUACUGAUAGUCGCAAUUUUGUUUCCUAGAAUCGUGAUCAUGUUAUUAGCCAUAGAUUCCAUUUUGCUAUUCAUAUAUUCUGGAUACAUUCAGUGUUGUACUCAAUAAUCAAUUUAGUCGCAUCCACUCGGAUGAAUCAACUUCAUAAUAAUUAAAAGUAUUCACUUUCGUAUCUCGUGUCUGAAAUAUCAGUACCCUUAGUACGAGUUUACGUGUUCGGCGCUCUGAUUGGUCGGCUAGAAUAAACCAACCAAUCAAAGCGCCGAACGCGCUUUCUUUUCGAUUACUUUGAACGUAAAGUAAACUUGUAGUAAGGAUACAGUAUGUUCCAUGUUUCUGUUUUUUCGAGCAUAAUAAACUAUAUUUUAAUUAAGAAUGCUCAAAAUUAAUUAGAUUUGAUCUAAUUUUGAUUGCAUUGUAAAAUGCAUUUAUUGUUUUUUUAUAUUAUGUACCUUUAACUAUGUAUCGAAUCAUGUCUAAGUCUAAAAAAAUCGAUUUUUUAUAAUAUUUUUCGCUCAUACAGUUUUUUAAAUCAAUCGAAAUAUUAUUUUCGUAUAUAUUUGGUAAAUCAUUUUAUAACUUAAGGUACAUUGUGAUGACUAUUAUAAUUAUUAUUAAUUAAUAUCGAAGUAUUUUACAUGAUUACGUCUAAAAUAAUCGACUAGGUGAUAAUUAUGUAACUCUAUUCCGCAUGUAAUAAGAUCCAUUUUUCAUUGUAGUCCAGUCAAUAAUUUUAUUGCAUUUCAGAUUAAUCACUUACAAUAAUGAUCCUUGUUCUAUGUAUUUAAGUAUUAUAAUCGUUUAAACGUGUUUGGCUCGCGAAUUUUCAUAUAAUAAUGAACCUAAGUUGUAUUCGAAUAAGUUUCACAAUUGUAAGUGAAUAAUAAAACUGGAAAUAUCUUGCCAGUCAGAUAUUUUUAAAGUAGUUCAAUUUUGUCAACAUUACACUUUAUACAUAUCGGUAGUAGAUUUUACCUUUUAAAUACAAUACCAAUGCAUUUUGUCCUGAUAGUAAUACUAGUAUUUAAUAGAUUGAAGUUUUUACUAUUGUUCUACUGGAUGGCACUAGUGUGCUCAGAGACACCUCUAUCAUUUAAAAUACAAACGUAUUCAUCAAAGACUUUUCGAUGGAGUCCUAGUCAAAGUAUUAUUACAAUGUUCAAUUGUAUUCUCUGAAAGUAAAAAAUCUCUUCAGAAUUUCUUAAACAACUAGUGCCAUCCUUUAAAGCAUAUACGAACUAGCCAGUCACAAUAACUCAUCAAGUAAUUACUGGAUUUUGGUCUUUAUAUCAUAGCAGCUUUGUGUCUUGGCAGCCAUCAAUCUUAGCAUAAGUAUACACUUUGUAAAUAUGUCAGUCAAGUAAGAAAUAACUGUCUUAUCGGUAAAUUGCUCAAUGUAAGAUGCCUACGGUGACCAGCAAGUCAACUUACUCCUUUCUUUCAAAGUUUAUUGUAUUUUAAACUUAUUUGUAAUGUUUUAAAGUUGAAAUUUCAUUGAAAAACUUUGACGGACUGAAGUUAUCUAUACUGGUCACAAUAUAAAAAAGCUGAAUAAAAAAGAAAAAGACAAUUUAUUUUCCUGUACUAUUACCAUCUCUGAGGUAUUGCUAUCCUUUUCAAACCUUUGUAGUAAGACAGAGAUAGCAGUUGAGCAAUUUAUCACUAAGUUUUUUCUAUAAUUGUAAGAUAAGCCUCUAGGCUUUUGAGGCUCUGAUAAAUGUGCAAUGUCUCGGGCCGUUGUAAGUCGAAUUAUGACUAGACUGAGGUUGUAUCUCUGCGAGAGGAUGAAUACAAUAAAGAUUAAACUAAAAAUA
Messenger RNA from Spodoptera frugiperda (fall armyworm), 3688 nucleotides. RefSeq lists its product as uncharacterized. Bases 221 to 895 code for a protein of 224 amino acids. NCBI's taxonomy places the organism in Eukaryota, Metazoa, Arthropoda, Insecta, Lepidoptera, Noctuidae. The transcript is spliced from 4 exons. The record is from RefSeq and is a predicted model, not a curated record. Gene Ontology annotation, cellular component: nucleus.